CUUUCGGCCAUCAUGCACUUUCGCCUGUGAUUUUGUGGUCGGAGUCGGACCAGGCGGUACACAGGCUCAUCUCUGAUCAAAGCCACGAGUAUUUCAUCGAUCCACGAGUAUGACUUCCCGCAAGCGCGCCAUCUCGAUUAGCUCGGAUGGCAGCUCACAGUCGACCGACGUUUGGAUACAAUCUGAGGCCUCUUCUUCAUCGAAACCCAUCCGAGCGGCGCGUAAAUCGACGGGAGGGAAGAGACCGCGCGAGGUAGAACCGUCCAAGAGCGCAAGUACGCGAUAUCAAUACGCUCGCAAAUCCACAGGGGGACAACCACCCCGCGCCUCAGGCUCAUCCGAUCCGACCCCUUCAAGCUCAAUGAUCCCCUACGUUCCCUUAGCACGCGCCAAAGUGACCGGUCCCCAUUGUGGGCUGUGCACGAACCCACUGCCCACACCGUAUGCGCCUAUAGAUUCUAUCCACAGAUUUUCCAUGCGUUGCGAACAUGACCUGCAUUACUGCUGCUACAUGGCGUACAUAUCGCAGGCUGUGGCGCCGGUGGGUAUGAAGGAUUCGUGUCCGGAGUGCAGAGAAAGCAUACUCAGCGACGGGAGGUACUGGGUCCGCGCAACAUCGCAUGCCGGAGAGCAGACCCCCGUGGACAUCACAGAUCGGGUCCUCGCGCGACUGAAAAUGGUGAAGAACGCGAAACAGCAACUGUUUUUCGACAUGCUUGAAAUACGGAAUGUCGUCCUUGCCUCGGCAUUGCUGGAGGGCUCCGAUCCUAUCGAUGUCAACUUCCAAAGUCUCACGACCGGGAUUUCUGCCCUCCAUAUAUGCGCCCUGAAAAACGACGUUCCGGGGAUCGAGUUCCUGCUCAAAAACGGGGCGGAUAAAGACGCGAAAACGUUUGCCGGUCUGACUCCCCUGGAGUCGGCGCGCUUCUCAAAUGCUCCUGAUGCCGAGAAGCGUCUUUUACUGGCAUGAAAACGAAACAUCCGAGCAGGAAUAUUGCGUAUACAUACUUUGUUGUAAUAUUAUUUCAACUGCUGGCUUGGGUGUUGGUUCGAGUCCCCCCUGGAACUCUUCGGAUCGAUUAGUGAUACCUAGAGGUGCUCAGUGAAUGCAAGCUAGCCGAGUGUUAUGCUGGAGGCAUCUGGCUGUCCGAAAGCACGUCAACUCGUAAUUAGUACAUACCAGUCCACACUCCGUCCUCGAGCCCUUGAACUGUUCCGAACAGUGACAACAAACGUUUGGCAUA
Molecule: messenger RNA, 1244 nt
Organism: Mycena citricolor
Lineage: Eukaryota; Fungi; Basidiomycota; Agaricomycetes; Agaricales; Mycenaceae
Source: the annotation of a GenBank genome assembly